CCUUGUCGUGGCGGUGGGGCUUAGUACCUGGGGUGCAAGCCAGCACCUCGGGGAACAAACUGGACCAAUAUGUUGGAUUGCUCCUGAUUCGUUCUUCCCUAAAGAACCGUACAGGAUGCGAUUAAGGAGAGGACUUUAUGUCUGA
Molecule: messenger RNA, 145 nt
Organism: Leptosia nina
Lineage: Eukaryota; Metazoa; Arthropoda; Insecta; Lepidoptera; Pieridae
Source: the annotation of a GenBank genome assembly